Messenger RNA from Photinus pyralis (common eastern firefly), 3954 nucleotides. RefSeq lists its product as uncharacterized. Gene Ontology annotation, molecular function: nucleic acid binding. The transcript has a single exon. The coding region runs from base 1 to 3954 and encodes 1317 amino acids. Lineage: Eukaryota; Metazoa; Arthropoda; Insecta; Coleoptera; Lampyridae. Gene Ontology annotation, biological process: DNA integration. The record is from RefSeq and is a predicted model, not a curated record.
AUGGAAAAAAUUAAUGGGGGCAUACCGCCAUUACAUCUCAGUGGAAAUAUCUACGAGAACUGGAGGUUUUUCAUUCAAAGGUUUAAAAAUUACCUGAAAGCCACCGAAAUGGAUAAGAAAAAUCAAGCAACUCAAUGUGCGCAACUACUUCACAUGGUUGGAGAAAAUGGAUUCCGAAUCUAUAACACAUUCAAGUUCGAAGACAACGAAAGGGAGAAAAUUGAACCAUUAAUCGCCAAAUUUGAAAAUUAUUUCAAACCUCGAAGUAAUAUUUCAAAUGUGAGGUACAAUUUAUUCACAAGAAAACAACAUGAAGGCGAACCGAUAGCCAAUUUCAUCACAGAAGUAACCACUCUCGCGCAACAAUGUGAGUUAGGUGAUUUAGAAGACAGUCUAAUCAAGACUUGCAUAACGUGUGGCGUAGCGGAUGAGCGAAUGAGACAACGGUUGUUAGAAGACGACGAGAUGACACUAGAGAAGGCGAUAACGCUGUGCAAAAGUAUGGAAUCAUCACAUGAACAGGCUGUGAAAAUUGGGACCAGCAAGAACGAAAUCCACUACAUAUCAAAGAAGAACUUCAACGCGAGCAGACAACAUAGAAACAAGAUGACGUCACAGAGCAGUGCAAAUCGAGAGCAACGACCAAGCAGUCGACAUCGGAACAACAUCAAUGGAAAUCGAAGGUCCAAAGACAUCCCCAAGUGCUACCGAUGUGGUCUGGAUCAUCAAGGACAAAUUUGCAGAGCCAUAAAAGCUAAGUGUAAUUUUUGUAAUAAAUUAGGUCAUUAUUCAAAAAUGUGCACGCAGAAACAAAUUAAUGUAGUAGAAAAAUCAGCUGACGAAUCUGAAUCUUUAUUCUUAGGUUUAGUAAAUAAUCAUUCCGAUCAACUCGGCAGGGAUGAUGACUUUGAGAAUUUCAUUAUAAAUUUUGAAGUUAACAACAAAACUUUAAAAUGUAAGCUCGACACAGGUGCCAUGGCAAAUGUGAUAACCAAAUCUAAUUUAAUUUCUCUCAAGAGAAAUGUAAAGAUACAAAAAUCCAAUUGCAAUUUAACAACAUUUUCAAAUGACAAAAUAGCUGUGUUAGGUAAAUGUAACUUAAAAUGCAAAUAUGAAGGCAAAUAUUACAACAUUGAUUUUUAUGUAGUAGAUGUUGAUGCACCUUCAAUCAUAGGGUUACCAACAUGUAAAUCCCUAAAAGUCAUAAAACGAAUUCAUAGCUUAGAGGUAAAUGAACGACCACCACCAUUAAUGAAGUAUGAUGACAUAAAGCUAAAAUAUUCUGAACUGUUUACAGGUAUUGGAUGCUUGGAUGAACCAUACACGAUAAGGGUCGAUCAUACCGUAAUGCCAGUAGUACCCCCGCCAAGGAAAAUUCCAUUAGCUCUCAAAGAUAACCUUAAAGUUGAAUUAGACGAAAUGGAGAAGAAUCAGAUAAUCGAGAAAGUCGAUAUGCCUACUGAUUGGGUAAACUCAUUGGUUAUAGUAAAAAAGCCUAAUAGUAACAAAGUUAGAAUUUGCAUAGAUCCUAGAGAUUUAAAUAGGGCAAUCAAACGUGAACAUUUUCAAUUACCGUCCUUAGAUGAAAUUGCACCAAAUUUAAGAGGCAAUAAAUUUUUUAGUAAAUUGGAUGCUUCUAAAGGGUUUUGGAGCAUUAAAUUAGAUGAGGAAAGUAGCAAUCUAUGCACAUUCAACACUUGUUAUGGUAGAUACAAAUUCUUGCGAUUACCGUAUGGUAUCAAAUCAGCAAGUGAAGUAUUUCAUAAGAGAUUUAAGCAAAUAUUUAACAUGGAAGGUGUCCAAACAUAUAUCGACGAUCUUGUCGUGUAUGGCUCAUCAAAGCUAGAACAUGACAAACGACUCUUCAAUGUAUUAGAAUUAGCUAAGAAACAUAAUGUUAAGUUUAAUGCAGAAAAAUGUCAAUUUGGUUUAAGUAGAAUUAAGUUUCUGGGAUUCAUUUUUGAUGAAUUUGGUCAAACCGUAGAUAAUGAAAAGGUGUUAGCUAUAACAAAUAUGAAGACACCAAGUAACAAAAAAGAUGUACAAAGACUUUUAGGUAUGCUAACUUAUUUGUCAAAACAUAUAAUCAAGUUAUCUGAACUAACAGCUCCAUUAAGGGAACUCAUAAAAAAUGACACAGUAUGGCAUUGGGAUGAACGGCAUGACAAAUGCUUUGAUAGAAUUAAAACAGUCAUAUCAAAUGUACCUGUUCUGCAACAUUUCAAUAUAAACAAAAAGUGUACAAUAUCAGCAGAUUGCUCAAAGGAUUCCAUAGGUGCUGUAUUAUUACAAGCAGGUCAACCCAUUGCUUAUACUUCAAAAGCGCUCACGCUAACACAAAGAAACUAUGCUCAAAUUGAAAAGGAGCUAUUGGGAAUUCUUGUAGCAACUGAAAAAUUCCAUAAUUUUGUAUAUGGGACUAAUUUUGACAUCGAAACAGAUCACAAACCGCUAAUAAGUAUUGUACAAAAACCAUUGUUAAGCACUCCUCCGAGAUUGCAACGCAUGUUAUUUAAACUUCAAAAAUAUGAUUUUAAUUUAUAUUAUAAGAGAGGUAAAGAACUGUAUAUAGCUGAUACUUUGUCAAGGUGCUGUGCAGAAAAACCUGAAACAAAGAGCAAUCUAGAUAUUGAAUUAGAGUCACAAAUUUGUUUGAUAAAAUUAUCAUUUAAUAUAUCGGAAGUUCAGUUAAACAAAAUUAUAAUGGAAACUAAAAAAGAUGUUGAGUUAAUCAUGUUAAAAUCAUUUUUAAAAAAUGAUUGGCCUGACGAAACUAACUUGUCAGGCAACCUAAAAACGUUGUAUAAAAUUCGAGACGAAAUCUAUUAUCAUAAUGGUUUAUUCUUAAGGAAAAAUCAAAUAAUAAUACCAAAAUCAAUGUAUAAAGAAAUGUUAGCAAGAAUUCAUUAUGGUCAUCAAGGGAUAAGCAAAAGUAAACAUUUAGCUAGACAAUCAUUGUAUUGGCCAGCUAUGACAGCACAUAUUGAAGAUGAGGUAAAACGUUGCAAAACUUGUGCAAGAUUCCAAAAUAAUAUUAGAGAACCUUUAAUAUCGCAUAACAUACCCAAAUUGCCUUGGGAAGAGAUUGGAUCAGAUUUAUUUCAUAUCGGGAAUGAUACUUACUUGAUAGUCGUUGAUUAUUACAGCAAGUAUCCUGAAAUUUGUUUAUUAAAAGACACCGAUAGUAAAACAGUAAUUAAUCAUCUAAAGUCAAUAUUUGCUCGGCAUGGCAUUCCUAAAGUAUUUUACUCCGAUGGAGGUCCACAAUACAUAUCUCAUGAAUUUGAAAUCUUUUGUAAAGAGUGGGAAUUUCAAAGUGUAAAGUCAAGUCCACAAAAUUCCAAGUCAAACGGAUUAGCCGAACGAUUCAUACAGACAUAUAAAAAAGCAUUGCAGAAAUCCUACACUGAUCGUAAAGACACAUACCUAACCCUCCUACAACUGAGGAACACACCAAUUAAUAAUAAUCUUCCCUCACCGUCACAAUUGUUAAUGUCGAGGGUACUCAGAACAAAUAUUCCAACAACUGAUAAAAUAUUAAAACCUCAAACAUUUAAUGCAAACAAAAUUCAAGCAAAUUUAAGAAAUGCACAAACCAUGCAAAAAUACUAUUACGAUAGGGGCACUACUAAGCAAAAACCCCUGGAUAAUGGUGUAAAUGUAUAUAUAAGAGAUAAAAUAGGCAUAAGGGAAGGUGUAGUAAAAAAUAGAGUUAGAGAUAGGACUUAUACUGUACAACUGCAGAAUUCAAAUUAUGUAAAUAGAAAUAGAAGGUUUUUAAUUCCUAUACCAGUAGAUAAGGAUAAUUAUAAUGAUGAACAUCAGGAGGAACUUUUUGAGGAAGAAAUUAUUAACGACUCAAAUUCUGAUGCUAAUAAGGUAAACGAAGAAAUUUCACCUCAAAGAACUUCUUCUGGACGUAUGGUUAAAAAACCUGUAAGGUUAAAUUUGUAA